UCUCACGCUGAGAUACUGUGAGUAGCUCCGCCUCCAUCCAUGGCUUUUGCUCUUGAGGGGUUUCUCUCUCACAUAAACCCUAACCCUAAGCUCUCAGUAAAGAGAGGUUCCAUGGCUUUGUCUUAUCAUCCUUGUUUAUCUUCUUUUUCUCCUUAUCGUUUCGAAGCUCUUGUUCGAUCUCACAGUUGCAGAAGUCUCUCCGUUGUUUCCUCUCCUAAAGGGCUUGGACCGCAUUUUAUUUCAUUCGACGCCAGGGUUUCGAAGAACCGAUCAUUUGUCACAUUUGCUGCUUCUCAAGAUGAUUCGAAGCAUUCGGAACUUGAAGUGGAAAAGAAGAAAAGUGAGCUUGAAGUUGGAGCAGAGGAAUCACAAGAAGAAUGGGAACAGACUCUAAAAACUUUCAAAGAACAGGCCAUUAAAAUGCAGAGCAUGUCACAAGAAGCUUAUGAGUUGUACUCCAAAAAAGCAAUGGUGAUUCUGAAGAGAGCUUCAGAGCAGCUUAAAAUUCAAGCAGAGAAAGCAAGGCAAGAUCUGAGUGUAAUAGCAAAAGAUAUUAGUGAAGAAGGUAAAGAAUAUCUUUCCACAGCAGCAGAGAAUUCCCCAGAGCCGGUGAAAGAUAUUGUGGAGACUUUUGCCUCUUCAACUGAUGACUUGAAUGAAAUCUCUAAAGUUCAGGAUUUUUAUCUUGGGAUUCCCUAUGGUGCGCUGCUUUCUCUUGGUGGCUUUCUUACCUUCAUGCUCACUGGAAGCAUUUCUGCCAUUAGGUUUGGCGUUAUCCUAGGUGGUACUCUCUUAGCCUUAAGCAUAUCAAGUCUGAGAUCAUGGAGAAGAGGAGAACCAUCUGAUCUUACUAUGAAAGGACAAGCAGCAAUUGCAAGUGUAAUAUUCCUAAGAGAGUUGUGCUUGCUUUUUCAGAGGGCGUCACUUCCAGGUUCUUUCACGACCUUAAUCAGUGGAGCAAUGGUAGCCUUCUAUUGCUAUAGGAUCAUAUUAAAUGGUAGUCAGAAAGGGCCAAACGUGGAUCAUGGACAAGGGAAUUAGUUUCAGGAAGGUAGAAGAAAGUUCUGUACUGUACUGCAAUGGCUUUGGAAGUGUAUUGUGCAGUUAGCUGAAGAUACAGAUGUAUGAGCAUUGGUGAAGAAUUAUGGUUUUGUUUACUUACAAACAUGUAAUUGUGUUGGUAGAAUCAAAAAGGAGAUUCCUCCCAGGAAAUGAAGAAUCAAGCAUUACAAUAAGGAGGAUGCUAUCUUCUUACAAGGGAGAAUAUGAUCUCUUAGCUUUUCGUUAUUCUUUGUCAAUCUCAGUGUUCAAAUCUUAUAGUAAUGUGCCAGAAAAUUGCUUUUGUUGUCUUUUCGA
Messenger RNA from Telopea speciosissima, 1356 nucleotides. RefSeq names its product protein FATTY ACID EXPORT 3, chloroplastic. Gene Ontology annotation, cellular component: membrane. Lineage: Eukaryota; Viridiplantae; Streptophyta; Magnoliopsida; Proteales; Proteaceae. The transcript has 7 exons. The record is from RefSeq and is a predicted model, not a curated record. The coding region runs from base 40 to 1041 and encodes 333 amino acids.